AAGAAGUUUGGGGAAAAAAGUUUGGAAAAGUUUCUAUAAUAACGAGGGGGCGUCCAGAGGGAGGCGGCAGCGGCGAAGGAGGGGGCGUCUCGGAGAAGGGAGGGAGGGAGCCACCGGUCUAGAGACUGCAGCCUCCUGAGACUCCCCCCCUCCCACCCAGCCCGGGACCUGGGGGCUUUGGCCGGAUCCAUGGGGGCAGCGAGCUGCGAGGAUGAGGAGCUGGAAUUUAAGCUGGUGUUCGGGGAGGAAAAGGAGGCCCCCCCGCUGGGUGCGGGCGGUUCGGGGGAAGAACUGGACUCAGAGGACACCCCACCAUGCUGCCGUCUGGCCCUGGGGGAGCCCCCUCCCUAUGGCGCCACCCCUAUUGGCAUUCCCCGGCCUCCACCCCCUCGGCCUGGCAUGCACUCCCCACCACCCCGCCCAGCCCCCUCUCCUGGCACUUGGGAGAGCCAGCCAGCCCGGUCAGUGAGGCUGGGGGGGCCGGGAGGGAGCUCCGGUGGGGCUGGGGGAGGCCGCGUUCUUGAGUGCCCCAGCAUCCGCAUCACUUCAAUCUCUCCCACUCCUGACCCACCAGCCACGCUGGAGGACAAUCCAGAUGCCUGGGGGGAAGGCUCUCCCAGGGAUUACCCCCCACCAGAAGGCUUUGGAGGCUACCGAGAGGCAGGGGGCCAGGGCGGAGGCCCCUUCUUCAGCCCAAGCCCAGGCAGCAGCAGCCUGUCCUCCUGGAGCUUCUUCUCAGACGCCUCCGACGAGGCAGCCUUGUAUGCAGCCUGUGAUGAGGUGGAGUCUGAGCUAAAUGAGGCGGCCUCCCGCUUUGGUCUGGGCUCUCCACUGCCCUCGCCCCGGGCUUCCCCUAGGCCGUGGACCCCAGAUGACCCCUGGAGCCUGUAUGGUCCGAGCCCUGGAGGCCGGGGGCCAGAGGAUAGCUGGCUGCUCCUCAGCGCUCCUGGGCCCACCCCCGCCUCCCCAAGACCUGCCUCUCCCUGUGGCAAGCGGCGCUAUUCCAGCUCAGGAACCCCAUCUUCGGCCUCCCCAGCUCUGUCCCGCCGAGGCAGCCUAGGGGAGGAGGGGCCUGAGCCACCUCCACCACCCCCAUUGCCUCUGGUCCGGGACCCUGGCUCCCCCGGCCCUUUUGACUACGUGGGAGCCCCACCGGCAGAGAGCAUCCCCCAGAAGACCCGGAGGACUUCCAGCGAGCAGGCAGUGGCCCUGCCUCGGGCUGAGGAACCUGCCCCAUGCAACGGGAAGCUGCCUUCAGGAGUAGAGGAGGCCGGGGCUCCUCCCGGGGGUCCUCGGAAGGAGGUGGCAGGCAUGGACUACCUGGCAGUGCCCUCCCCACUGGCUUGGUCUAAGGCCCGGAUUGGGGGACACAGCCCCAUCUUCAGGACCUCUGCCCUCCCGCCCCUGGAUUGGCCUUUGCCCAGCCAGUAUGAGCAGCUGGAGCUGAGGAUCGAGGUGCAGCCCAGAGCCCACCACCGGGCCCACUAUGAGACAGAGGGCAGCCGGGGAGCUGUCAAAGCUGCCCCUGGUGGUCAUCCUGUGGUCAAGCUCCUAGGCUACAGUGAGAAGCCACUGACCUUACAGAUGUUCAUCGGCACUGCAGAUGAGAGGAACCUGCGGCCCCAUGCCUUUUACCAGGUGCACCGCAUCACGGGCAAGAUGGUGGCCACAGCCAGCUAUGAAGCCGUAGUCAGUGGUACCAAGGUGUUGGAGAUGACACUGCUUCCUGAGAACAACAUGGCAGCCAACAUUGACUGUGCUGGAAUCCUGAAGCUUCGGAAUUCAGACAUUGAGCUGCGGAAGGGUGAGACGGACAUCGGGCGCAAGAACACACGCGUGCGGCUGGUAUUCCGGGUACACGUGCCUCAAGGCAGUGGGAAGGUCGUCUCGGUGCAGACAGCAUCGGUGCCCAUCGAGUGCUCCCAGCGCUCAGCCCAGGAGCUGCCCCAGGUGGAGGCCUACAGCCCCAGUGCCUGCUCUGUGAGAGGAGGGGAGGAGCUAGUGCUGACCGGCUCUAACUUCCUGCCAGACUCCAAGGUCGUGUUCAUCGAGAGGGGUCCUGAUGGAAAGCUGCAAUGGGAGGAGGAGGCCACAGUGAAUCGGUUGCAGAGCAAUGAGGUGACCCUGACCCUGACCGUCCCUGAAUACAGCAAUAAGCGAGUGUCCCGGCCAGUCCAGGUCUACUUUUAUGUCUCCAAUGGGCGGAGGAAGCGCAGUCCUACCCAGAGUUUCAAGUUCCUGCCUGUGAUCUUCAAGGAGGAGCCUCUACCAGAUGCAUCUCUCCGGGGCUUCCCUUCAGCCUCGGGCCCCCCCUUUGGCUCUGAAAUGGACUUCUCACCACCCAGACCCCCCUACCCCCCCUCCUAUCCCCAUGAAGACCCUGCUUACGAAACUCCCUAUGUGUCAGAAGGCUUCAGCUAUGGCACGCCCCCUCUGUACCCCCAGACGGGACCCCCACCCUCCUACAGACAUGGCCUGCGGAUGUUCCCGGAGACCGGGGGUACCACAGGUUGUGCCCGCCCACCUCCAGGCUCCUUCCUUCCCCGGCCCUUCCCUAGUGACCCCUAUGGAGGACGGGGCUCCCCCUUUCCCCUGGGGCUGCCGUUUCCUCCUCCUGCCCCCUUCCGACCUCCACUGCCUUCAUCCCCACCACUGGAAGGCCCCUUCCCUCCCCAGAGUGGUGUUCACGCCCCCCCUGCUGAGGGAUACAAUGAGGUAGGGCCGAGCUAUGGCCCUGGGGAGGGGGCUCCGGAGCAGGAGAAAUCCAGGGGUGGCUACGGCAGCGGCUUCCGAGACAGUGUCCCUAUCCAGGGUAUCACGCUGGAGGAAGGGAGCGUGGAGUACCUGCCAGCCCUUUUCCUGCCUCGACCCUCUGCCCCAGAUCACAGAAUCUCAGGGCUAGAGGUACUUUCCAGAUCGUUUAAUCUAGCUCCCUGUUUGCAGAUUCAGGCACUGAAUUUCAGAGAGUGGCAGUGGCUUGCUGAGGUCUCAGUCAAGUGUGGUAUCCCUUGCCUCAGCUUCUCCCCUAAACAUGGUGACUGUGGUCUGGAUUGCCCAUGAGGAGGCUUUCCAAUCUCCCCUCUCCUUCCUCCCACUGGCUACGCCCAUCUCCGGCCCUGCUGAUAGGCAACUGCCCUGACAUUGCAGGGGGAGCCAGCGGGAAGGGGCUGGCAUGAGGGCCUGGGAGCCCACGUGGAUUAAGAGCAGGUGUCAGGACACAUGGGGGAAACUGAGGCUCAGGGGAAGAGAAGCUAGAGCAGGAGGAGCCCAGAGGCAUCCUAGACAGAGGCCUGCCUGGAAUGGAUUGGGAGUCUGGAAAAGGAGGCGCCCUGGCCCUAGCCCGGUCUCUCAACUGCUCCUCCUUUACAGUGAGUGAGAUCAUUGGCCGAGACCUGAGUGGCUUCCCUGCACCUCCUGGAGAAGAGCCUCCUGCCUGAACCUUCGCCUGGCACCCCCGUCCCCACCCCCAAGCCCUGUCCACUUGCCUCCAUCCUGGGGUGGUGGUUCCGGAUGCUGGGGAACCAAUCUUGUUCCUCUUUCGCCAGCUCUUACCUCCUCUCCUCUCCCCUCCCUGCCCUCCCCUAGCUGAGGUGUGGCCCCUGGGCCUUGGAGGGCUGGGGGUGGGAGAGUGUGGAGGACUGGGAGGGGGCGGACACUGGGUGGGGGCCGGACACAAGGACUGGAGGACUGAUGGGAGCAAAGGCCAUGCCUUGACUCGGUAUGGGCCACAGUGCUGGGAGGCUGGGGACAGGUUGAUGGGUAAUAAACUGCUCACUGACUAGUG
Molecule: messenger RNA, 3784 nt
Organism: Phacochoerus africanus (Common warthog)
Lineage: Eukaryota; Metazoa; Chordata; Mammalia; Artiodactyla; Suidae
Gene: NFATC4
Product: nuclear factor of activated T cells 4
Exons: 10
Coding region: 190-3060 (956 amino acids)
Biological process (GO): cytokine production; calcineurin-NFAT signaling cascade; regulation of transcription by RNA polymerase II
Cellular component (GO): transcription regulator complex
Molecular function (GO): RNA polymerase II cis-regulatory region sequence-specific DNA binding; DNA-binding transcription factor activity, RNA polymerase II-specific; transcription factor binding
Source: RefSeq, a predicted model, not a curated record